Molecule: messenger RNA, 3431 nt
Organism: Pangasianodon hypophthalmus (striped catfish)
Lineage: Eukaryota; Metazoa; Chordata; Actinopteri; Siluriformes; Pangasiidae
Gene: lonrf4
Product: LON peptidase N-terminal domain and ring finger 1
Exons: 13
Coding region: 366-2147 (593 amino acids)
Molecular function (GO): protein binding
Source: RefSeq, a predicted model, not a curated record
UCAGAAUAUAGCUCUGAAUUUACUGUAGUGAGGCCAGCGACGGGGAAAAGAUGUUGAUUUGGUAAUAAAAUAUCCACACAAAGACAUGAAACUGAAGCGUUGAUGGAGUAAGUCAGAUGACAGAAGGGAAAGGCUGAGAUGUGAAGGACAGUGGACAGCUUCCUGAAGGCGGAUUAGAGGAAAAGUGUUGAUGCCGGGGUAAAAGGUUGUGCUGCUUCAACACAGUUUCCGAGAAGCUCAUGUGAGUAGGUGAGAACUGCUGGCUGAAGCGACACUUCGCCCUCCUCAGCUCGCCACACCGGCUUCUCCAAUCUGCAGGCUUGUGUUAGAAAGGACUGGACAUUCCUCUUUCCCCGUGGUUUUGCAUGAAUACUGCGUGUGACAUGGAGCAUCUGGAGUGUCCCAUAUGCCUGUUUCUUCUGUGGGAACCAGUGACGAUGACUUGCGGUCACUCGUUCUGCCGCCAGUGCAUUAUGGGAAUCUGUGUGCCGUCCAGAUGCCCAGUCUGCAUGGAGAGGCUAAAGCCGAGGGACGCAAAAAACAUCAAAAACAACGUUUUGCUCUUCUCUAUAACAGAGAAAUAUUGCCCUGAGGAAACCAAGACGAGGUGCGAAAUCCAGGAGAGGCUGAGGGCUCGCGACUUUCCCACAGCACUGAGUAUGGCAGAAGACAGGAUAGAGGCAGUUCCUGAUGAUUUGAGUCUGAAAGCAUGGAGGGCAGAGGCCAACGUAGGGCUCCGGCGCUUUUCUGAAGCUCUCCGUGACCUGGAAGAUUUGUGCUGUGCCAGGCCUAACUGGGCUGAGGCUUUCUUCCGAAAAGGGAAUGUGCUGCUGGAGAUGGGGAGACUGACGGAAGCUCUCAUGCAGUUCCAUCACUGCCUAAAACAACAGCCUGAAUUUGCUGCCGCUAAGAACCAGAUUAGGAAGAUCUUGGAGAUGGAGGGUAUGGCCAUACCAGAGGAGGUGCCUCAGAUCCUGCAAAUAGUGGAUGACUAUCUUAAAGACUGCAGUUCUCAAACUAAUACUUUUAGUUCUACACCUACUGAGGGCCUGAAGUUACACUGGAGCCAACUAGAUGAGAAGUUUAACUGUGAGCAGCAGUCUACAUCUCAAGUCAAGCACAACUCCAGUGCUGAGUGCUGCUUGAGCCUGUGCCAGUCUGCGUCUUUCCUUUCCAUAGCCCAGGAGAGUGAGGAGCUGAUGGUAAAGAAGGAGGAUAUACAGAUGAGAGUGGACCGGGAGAUGUCCCCGCUGACUGUGUCUGACUUUGAGUGCCCCCUCUGCAUCAGGCUGUUCUAUGAUCCGGUUACAACCCCAUGUGGCCACACAUUCUGCAAGAACUGUAUUGAGAGAAGUCUUGACCAUAAUCUCCGCUGUCCACUCUGUAAACAAGCACUACAGGAAUAUUUCAAGAAUAGGAAGUACAACCCCACGGUUCUGCUGCAGGAGAUUAUGACCCGCCUCUUCCCCCAGCAGCUGGCUGAGAGGAAACAGGUGCAUGAUGCUGAGAUGGCUGAGCUUUCCAAUCUGACCAAAGACAUCCCAAUCUUUGUGUGUACUGUGGCCUACCCUGGUAUCCCAUGCCCACUGCAUGUUUUUGAGCCACGCUACAGGCUGAUGAUGCGCCGAUGUAUAGAGACUGGCACUAAGAAAUUUGGCAUGUGCAGCUAUGAGCAUGGCAAAGGGUUUGCAGAUUAUGGCUGCAUGCUGGAGAUUCUGGACCAGAAUGUGCUCCCUGAUGGCCGCUCUUAUGUGGACACAGUGGGAGGAAGCCGUUUCCGUGUGCUCCGGAGAGGCCAGAGGGAUGGCUACCACACAGCUGAUAUUGAGUACCUGCAAGACCAUAAGGCACAUGAUGCUGAGCUUGAAAUGCUGCAACGCCUCCAUGACAGUGUGUAUCAGCAGGCCAGGGAGUGGUACCAACGGCUCAACAGCCACAUCCGGGAGCAGAUCAACCACCAGUAUGGGGCCAUGCCUGAGAGAGAGGAUAACAUUCAGGCAUCUGCUGAUGGUCCGGCCUGGUGCUGGUGGCUGUUAUCAGUGCUCCAGUUAGAUCCAGCCUACCAGACAACAGUUCUGUCCCUUACCUCUCUGAAGGACCGAUUAGGACAUCUGCGGAUCGUAUUGGAGUACUUUUCUCAGAGAUAGGACACACACACACACACACACACACACACACAUACACACACACGCCUUUGUGUCCUUCUUACACUGCCUUAGAGAAAGAGCACAUUUUUGCUGUACUGGUAAUUAUAUGUGCAAUUGAUUUGGGUAUGUUGUAUAUUGAGUCUCCAAAUACAAUGUAUUGAUUUGCUUCUGUCGUUGUUUAGCUGAGCAUUAAAUUUAGAAACACAGAUAAUUCAGGCUAGAGGCACGCACAGGGAUUGGGAUCCCACAAAUCAUGUGAAUGAGCUUUUUUUUUUUUUUUUUUUUUACCUUUAUGUGGGUAGUCAGAUAUGAAGCUUGCAGGACAAAGAAAGGCCAUGCUGAUUAUUAGCAUAUUGAGUUUUAGCAUGGCAUUUGUUUAUUUUUAGGGUAAAAUGAUGUUAAUUACAAGUUUAAUUAAAUAAAAUGAAGUUUUAAAUUACAAAAUAUUGUGAGCAGGUGCAAAAAAGAAAUAUUGCAGACAAUAAUAAUAAUUGCAGGAGUGGGCUUUAUUGGUCAGAAUUUCUUCAGGAGACAGCGGGAGUGGGAUUAAAUAAACAAUACACUGCACACCUUUAAUUUACACUGUAUGAAUACAUAGAGGAACAAGGAGCAUGAAGGAAUUAUUGAUGCAUAACGCUUGCAAAUCUAAAAACCUGACCUUGUACCUACACCUAUCAUUGUAAAAUUGCUGAAUCAAAUAUAUGAUGCUCUUUGCAAAAUGAGAUGUCACCUGUUGCAAGAAUGCUUUUUUAUGUGUUUUGCAGUAGUGACAUUCUUAUCAGAAUUGGCCUGUCAAAAUUAUAAUGUGUGAAGUUUUAAUGCUGCUGAAUAAUGCUGAAUAAGGCUGUUUGUCAUGAGCAUGCUAAAGCCAUUGUGCAAUUUUAAAAGUAGAGCUUCAAAUUUUUACUCAUAAUUCAAGCUGUGAUUUGAAUAAUACUUAGAGGCAAGUUAAUAUUGUGAAAAUGGUGAUAGGGAAUUUAUAUCAUUUUUGAACAGUUAUAGACUUCUUUUUUUAGGCUGAGCAUUAAUUUCAGAAUUUCAGGUAUGCUGGAGUUGGGAGAAAAAAAACACUGAACUCUGUCAGUUAUGUACAGCGAACGUCUCUUUUGUGGCCAUCAGAAUUUCUGGUUUUCUCAGGAUCAUCUUGAAAGGGAUUUUUGCCUUUGGGUUUAAAGUCUUAAUUUGGAUGAGUAAGACACACACUUACGCACAUUUGUUAAUUUAUAAAUAGAUUGAAUGAUUAAGCAGCUAUAAUAAUAAUAAUAAUAAUAAUAAUAAUAAUAA